AUGGCCAUUGACACCCUCGACACUCUUCCCUCCGAAGUCCGCAACCUCAUCUUCGAAUACCUCCAGGCGACCACCCACAAGCCGACACUCUCCUCACUCAUGCGCGUCUCUCGAGGGAUGUACGCCAAGUCCAUGCCCCUUCUCUACGAGAGGGUCAGGCUCAAUGCCUCCAAUGCGGAGGCCUAUUUCGGGCGCCUCACGGCGAAUGGUCUUGGCGCAAUCGACGAGGAAAUUGCCUCUCAUAAGCCGCACCUCUCCCACUACAUUUGGCAGCUCGCGACAGUGGACUGCGAGCCCCCCUUGCCCAGCUUCGUCCCCUCUCCUAUCGCUCGGAAGAUCUGCCAGAUCUGGAGCACCAAAGAUGUCUUUCUCGAGGACGCUCCCACCGUUGCUUACCUGCAACAGGCUGCGACCUCCGUGCUUCAUCUCUACCGCCAGCUUGAGCAGAACCUGGACGGCCAGGUGGAGGAUAUGAAGUAUGUAUCCGAAUAUGUGUUGGACGACCUUGAAUCGCUGGUUCUGGGAGAGCCUCUGGCCAGGAGCCUCAUCCACUAUCCCAAGGUGUGGGAGAGUGUUGCAAACACGAUCCGAGAGGACAUUGAUACCCGCAGCCUUUGCCUUCGGAUCCCUGCCGAUUGUGCCAGUGCGAGUGCGGCCCAAUAUUGCAGGGACAUGCUGUCGACGAACCUGGACCCAGAGAACAUCUGCGUGUUGUGCAUCCACAAUGCAAAUCCCCUGGAUUACAUGUUCAAGCUCAACGUAUAUGAGAGCUUGCACUUCUUUCUCCGGCCUGAGGACUCACCGGGUAUGCUCUCACAUGAGGCGAGCAUCGGGGCCUUCAUGUCCUCUCUCCUCGCGAGCAUCAAGGAAUCACAAUCAACAUUGCUCCUCCCCGACCAAAUUCAUUUCUACAACAGCCAAUUCACAGCUGUAGAUCGGGUCUCUCACCAGAGUUGGAGUUUCUGGGACGAAUUGGAGAGGGAAAAGAAGGACCGGGCAGCCACACCGGGAAGGGAUUUACACUGGCCUGUCACACUCAAGCUAUUCGGUACGGACGAGAAGGUCGCCUGUCCCGUCUGUGGGGAGACUGUGUAA
Molecule: messenger RNA, 1095 nt
Organism: Cryptococcus wingfieldii CBS 7118
Lineage: Eukaryota; Fungi; Basidiomycota; Tremellomycetes; Tremellales; Cryptococcaceae
Exons: 2
Coding region: 1-1095 (364 amino acids)
Source: RefSeq, a predicted model, not a curated record